This is a messenger RNA of Canariomyces notabilis, 3321 nucleotides long. RefSeq names its product POPLD-domain-containing protein. The record is from RefSeq and is a predicted model, not a curated record. Lineage: Eukaryota; Fungi; Ascomycota; Sordariomycetes; Sordariales; Chaetomiaceae. Bases 205 to 2979 code for a protein of 924 amino acids. Gene Ontology annotation, biological process: tRNA 5'-leader removal. The transcript has 3 exons. Gene Ontology annotation, cellular component: nucleolar ribonuclease P complex; ribonuclease MRP complex.
GCCUUUCUGUUCCUGGAACUCUGCUGUGGUGAAGGGUUUCGGUUGGUGCUUUGCCUCCAUCAUGCAGUUGGAGUCUUGUGGCCCUGGAACUUUGUCCAGAACUCCAGGGGUUUGUCGACCGAUGACCCGAAUUCAUGGACUGCUGUUGAGCUGCCUGGGCAGGCGGCAGGCGGCAGUCCGAUAAGAUAAGAGCUCCAAAAUUAAAUGGACGGCAAAGCAUCUUUCCCUCCUGGAAAGGGGCCGCAAGCCAGGAAGCGCAAGGAUCCCCCAAACACUACAAAGGAUAACAAUUCCAAGGCAAAAGAUGAUGCGCGGACGACGACUACGACGCGGUCAGCCAAACGCGUCAAGUUCCAGGAUGCACGCAACAUUCGUUCCCAGCCGUCGGACGCCGCCUUAGAGGACGGCAAGCUCGACUUGCAAAAAUUCCUCAAUGCCCGCGAAUUCGAGAUCAAGGCGCUUGAGAGUAGCAUGCGCAAAUGCAAGGCUGCCAAUGCAACUCGAGUGUUCCAACAGGUGCCCCGCGCUAUGCGGCGGAGGACCGCAAGCCACAAUGUCAAGAGGGUACCGAAGAGAUUGCGCGAGCGGGCAAGGAGGGAGAUGAUCGAGGACAAUACCCCCACCGUCGAGGCACGAAAACGACGACCUCGAACCACCCGCGCACGGAUCCGAGCGGAAACCGCAAGGAGGCUGGGCAUACUCGCCGCUAGAAAGAGGAAAAGGCAGCUUGAGAAGCUUACUGCCGACAUUGCCUCAACAGCCGACGCCGCUGCGAAGCCGACCGUGCACACGAGGGCGCCGAGACCCAAGAUCCGACGUAACGUCUUGAAUGACCCGCCCAAGGCACAAUCCAAGUUCAGAAAAAGACAAGUCAAUAAAACAUGGCUACCUACACACCUAUGGCAUGCGAAACGGGCGAAGAUGACGGAGCCAAGCAAGCCACUGUGGAGGUUCGCCAUCCCGCUGACGCCUACAGAGAAAUGCUACAGACCGACCCAUCGAGCCUCCAGUCAAAAGGGGCUUGUGGUAUGGGACACUAGCUACAUGAGCACCAUAGGGCUGUACGGGACGGCUGAAGGCGUUGAGCGGGUUUUGAGGGCCCUAGGUUUGACGCAAGACGGCCUUUGGGGGGCGCGAGGUGUGAAGUGGAGGGCUGGCGUGCGGAAAUGGACCGGCUUCCUCAGCAAGCAGAUGAAGGAUUCUAGGCGUGAUAUCGGACCAGCUACCAUCGUUUGGAAUCCCCAGGCACCUGUUCAGAAUGCAGAGUCGGCCACCUCGAACCAGCCGAAAAAGAUCACGAGGCAACUGCUUAUUCGAACGCAUCCGUCCUGUUUUCUCGAGUUAUUCCAGGAGCUCGUCAAGUUGUGCAAGAUGCAAACCCCCAAGCUGCAUGUGGAGGACUUGCGUUUUGAGAUCGGUAGCAUCGAGCUAACAGGGCCUGGCUCUACCGAAGCCUUGCUGGGCAUUUUGCAACCCUACUACACCAAGCCCGAGACGCAGGAACGCCACGGCCAGGUCUUCACGUCUCUUGUUGGCGUCUCUAACCCAGCAUCUCUUCACAAGGAUGCUCUCUUAGCCUUUUCGGUAAAGGAUCCUCGGCUUGCUUAUCCUCCUAAGACGGUCAAGAUUCCAAACGGCAGUGCGAACAAAUCUCUGAUUGAAACGCUCACUGACUGGCCGGUUGAGGAAGGAUUGAAACCAUUCAAUAUCUUUUGCCGUGACAGUCGAUAUGUAGCCUCCAUGCUACCCUCUCAGAAGGCUAUAAAUCGACGGAAAGGUUCUAGUACUCCCGGAGAACCGCUCCAGGUUACUAGGGCCGACCCGCCAAUUCCGGUCAUGCUUUUCGCCUCCCGACCUGCGACAGAUGGGCAGACGCAAGGGACAUGGACGCUACUGGCACCAUGGAAGUGCGUUCUGCCCAUAUGGUAUUCACUCAUGCACUACCCCCUCUCCACCGGAGGUAACCCGCGACUUGGGGGCCUGGACGAGCAAAGGCAGAUCGCGUUUGAGCAGGGAGCCCCUUGGUUCCCUGGGGACUUCCCGGCUACUGACGCAGGGCUUAGUUGGGAGAUGGAGCAACGGGCCAAGAGGAAGCAGGAUUGGGAUCGCCGCCCGAAGGGCAAGAGGAUCGAGUGGACAUCGCUCGACCUAGGUGCCGGUCGGAAGGGCGAGAUCGGAGACGGUCUUGCGUGCGAUUUUGAGCAUCUUUUCGGGCUCCACCAAGCACCUAUCUUGCCAUCCUCAGCCGACGCGAUGGACCUCGACCCUCCCGAACAGUCGGAACCUUUAGGGGGCGAAGACGUCCCUCGACACAGCUCUCACGCUCUUGCAGUUAUUAGACGGCUGACAAAGGCGUCCUUCAGCUCGUUGCUCGGAACGCAAAAUCCGGACAAACCACUAACACAGUGUAUCAUCACGGUUAAUCUUAGCUUCGUUACACGAGGCGUGGCCAAUACUUGUGCGCGUAUCUACCGGCUCCCAAGCCCAAAGCCCAACGCCGCGGGGCCCUGUCCAGAGGCUGAAGUGCCGGCUUCCGUCCCUUGCUCAAGCCACCCAGGAUCCCUGCCGUUUGAUCUGAGGGAUCAGUGGCUUCGGCGACUCCCUUCGAAAUCGACAGGGGUCGGCAAGGGCAGGUCCCGAUCAGGCCCUCGAAAGAUGCCGCAGGGAGUCGAUAUGGAGACGCGCAAAAGGCUCCUCGCCCAGUCGCUCGUCGCGACGGAGCUGCCGUAUCCCAGGCCGGCGGCCAAUCAGGUAGAUAUCGGCGGGCACCCGCUGUGUCCGGACGAGGACGACCUGAUUGGCUUCGUCACUACGGGGGCAUUCAGUCUGAGUGAGGGCAAAGGCACGGCAGUGGGUUCCAUCUCUGCGGCAAAGGCGCUCGAGGCUCUGCAAGAAUCGGGGCCCCGGAAAGGGAAACUCUGCAUAGUGAGAAAUGCAGGAGAGAGUGUGGGAUGGUUAGCCCGCUGGGAGCUUGUGUGAUGGGCCUUGCUUGGCGGGGUGGUAUUACACUAGUCGAAGCCUUUUCCGAUCGGGUUUGCAUCUGCAAGCCACCGGAAACCAAGCAAACAGCGUGGGAGAAGAAGCGGAUUACCGGAUUUGAAUGUUCGAUCUCAAAUGCCGAUAACCACUGUUUGAGUGGAUGCCUCUCGUAACAUAGGGAGAUGUAUAAGGCGGUUUGUAGGUGCUUUCUCAGGAAGUGAGGGCCUAUCAUUGUAGGGUUAACGUGAUGGGAUGCAAGGGCCCAGGUGAGAUUUGCCCUUCACACAACUAGCAUUUCCAGACAGCUUCAGCUGAUGGACGUAUGAGUGUAUAUACAUACUU